Molecule: messenger RNA, 663 nt
Organism: Plenodomus lingam JN3
Lineage: Eukaryota; Fungi; Ascomycota; Dothideomycetes; Pleosporales; Leptosphaeriaceae
Biological process (GO): transcription by RNA polymerase II
Cellular component (GO): nucleus
Molecular function (GO): transcription coactivator activity
Source: RefSeq, a predicted model, not a curated record
AUGGCGAAGAAGGGCGGUGCGGCCGGUGGCGGAGAAGGAUCGAAGAAAGCACAGGGUCAGGCGCGCAAGGCCGAUGCCGCUGCAGCGAAGCAGGCAGUGAAGAACCAGCAAGCCGAGAAGGCAGAGGCCGAGGAAUGGAACAAGGGCGCCAAGUCGAAUGCGAAGGCCGAGGCCGCUGCACAAAAAGCCGCUGAAGCUGCGCGCAAGAAGGCAGAGAAAGAAGCGCUCCUCCGGGAGGAAGAAGCCUCGCUCCCCUCGAAGCCCAAAAGCAAGGCACCCAAGGCCGAAAAGAAGCCCCGUGGCAUCGACUCGGCCCUCGGUAGCUUCGACGCGAAACCUGGCGCCCUCAACGCCUCCGGUAUCGACAAUGCGCUCGAUGCUCUAGACAUUACAGGCAACGCGCAAGAUAAGCUCGACCGACACCCCGAGAGGCGAUUCAAGGCUGCGUACGCGGCGUAUGAGGAGCGAAGACUGGACGAGAUGAAGGAUGAGAAGGGUCUACGGCGGAACCAGAAGAUUGAGCAGAUCCGCAAGGAGUUUGAAAAGCAUCCUGACAACCCCUUCAACCAGGUGUCGGCGACAUACAACAUGUCCAAGGAGGAGAUGGCGGCGCUCAAAGAGGCGGAGAAGGAGAAGAAGGAAAAGCGGUUAGUGGGUGUGUAA